Molecule: messenger RNA, 480 nt
Organism: Notolabrus celidotus (New Zealand spotty)
Lineage: Eukaryota; Metazoa; Chordata; Actinopteri; Labriformes; Labridae
Product: lipopolysaccharide-induced tumor necrosis factor-alpha factor homolog
Exons: 4
Coding region: 1-402 (133 amino acids)
Molecular function (GO): zinc ion binding
Source: RefSeq, a predicted model, not a curated record
AUGGCAAAUUGUCAGGGACCUCCAUAUGAAGUAGUAACAUCAACAUCACUGCCGUACCCCAGCCCCCCACUGGACCCAAACUCUGGAGUUAUCCAAUUGCAGCCUGUUACAGUUUUCUCUAUCAGCCAACCGCCGCCUCAGAUCAUACAGACUGUGAGCCAGACAGUGGAGAUACAAGAACUACCUGCUGAUGUCCCAGGACGGAUGGUUUGUCCUCAUUGCCAGAGGACUGUUAUGACUGAAACCAAGCACAAAAACGGCUUUCUCGCCUGGAUGAUGUGUCUCGCGCUAGCACCUACCCUGCUCUGCUGUUGGAUCGCCCUGUGCAUCAAAGCAUUUAAAGACGUGGAGCACUCCUGCCCCAACUGUAACAAAGUCAUACAUAUCCACAAAGAAGGAUAGCAAAAUCGGGCUCAUGGGGUAUAAUCAGUGUGAAUAACGAGGGGUCUAAGUGGGGUCUGAGACCCCUUUAUUGACAUG